Messenger RNA from Juglans regia (Persian walnut), 1706 nucleotides. RefSeq names its product polygalacturonase QRT3-like. The record is from RefSeq and is a predicted model, not a curated record. Gene Ontology annotation, molecular function: polygalacturonase activity. Lineage: Eukaryota; Viridiplantae; Streptophyta; Magnoliopsida; Fagales; Juglandaceae. The coding region runs from base 164 to 1603 and encodes 479 amino acids. The transcript is spliced from 3 exons.
CAAACCAAAAGCCAAAAGGGAGAAAAGGGUGUGAAUAUUGUGCUGUCCGACGCCUCCUCAUAAGUAGAUAUCGCAGCAAUGAAAUUUGGAGUACUGUCUAGGAAGACCUCUGUAAAAAAAAAAAACCUCUCUUUUACUCGCGAAAUAUACGAUAUUAUAAGCUAUGAUGCCUAGGAAAGAUGUGUUCGUUAAGCUGAUUAUCAUGGUGUUUGUGUACGUAAGUGCAAUUCUUGACUGCGGAGAGAGCUCUUACUCUGGCGAGGGUGGGUAUCAUGAUGAAAUGCGGCGUCUGGCUUUGGUUAAGGCUACACAUAUCAUCCGCAACGGAGUUUCUCCACCCCAGAGCCAUUCAACACCACCGGCGGUAUCACCACGAUCACGUGUUCACCACGCGACAGAGUAUGGUGCUGAUCCUACAGGGAGAUUGGACAGCACUGAAGCACUACAGCAAGCUCUUUCUGAUGCCUUUGGAUCCCAUGUUGAUGCUCAUUUGAUGGAAGGUGUUGCUGAUCUUGGAGGCGCAGAGCUUCAUCUUGAUGGAGGGACAUACAAGAUCAGCCAUUCCCUACGUUUACCAAAUAUUAGUGGUGGUAACUUCAUGAUUCAUGGCGGAUCGCUUCGUGCAUCGGACGAUUUUCCAACAAAUCGCCAUCUGAUCGAGUUGUGGCCAUCCUCGGCUUCUUUCUUGUAUGAAGACAUUACACUCAAGGACCUUAUGAUAAACUCUAAUUUUAGAGGUGGUGGCAUCUCCAUUAUCAAUUCCCUUAGAACAACCAUAGACAAUUGUUAUGUCACACAUUUCACUACAAAUGGUAUACUCAUAGAAGGUGGGCAUGAGACAUACAUUAGAAAUUCUUUCAUUGGCCAACACAUCAAUGUCGGUGGCGACGGUGGCGAAAAGGACUUCUCCGGCAUUGGAAUCAACAUCAAGGGCAACGACAAUGCAGUCACCGAUGUGGUAAUUUUCUCUGCAUCAAUAGGAAUUAUGAUAUCAGGACAAGCAAACAUGAUCACCGGUGUACAUUGUUACAACAAGGCCACCCAAUGGGGUGGGAGUGGAGUAUACAUCAAGGCACCCGGUUUGACUCAAACCCGAAUUGUGAACUGUUACUUUGAUUUCACUGGUGUUGUGGCUGAGGACCCGGUCCAACUCCACAUAACCGGCUCAUUCUUCCUUGGAAACGCAUUCGUUUUGAUAAAGUCGUUGGCGGGUGUUGUGUGUGGGGUGAAUAUUGUUGAUAAUAUGUUCUCGGGUGAUUAUACAGGGGUCAAAAUAGUUCAAUUAGAUCAAUCAAAUGGACCAUUCAAGACUAUUGAAGAAGUCAUUGUUGAUCGAAAUACUGUAAGAGGCAUGGUUCGCAAGUCAACGGUAGCUAGAGGGUCGGUGUGGAGAAAUGGAACCAGAUGGACCGUUGAUUUCUCAAAGGUCCUAUUAUUUCCUAACCUAAUAAAAAACGUGCAAUACACAUUGCAUGCAGGUGCUGCAUUUCCUACCCAUACUUUGAGAAAUGUAUCAGAAAAUCGUGUCACGGUGGAGUCGGAAAUGCCCAUAUCAGCAACACUGCAUGUGUCGGUGGACCAAAGCAUGGUUGGGUACAUAUGAUCAUUAAAGCUCAUGAUUUGCAACUUUUUUUUUUUUUUUUUAAAUUGUUUUGUGUAGUUUUUGAGAUAUAUAUUUAAAUGAUGGACAGUCAAGAUUGUGAUGA